AUGUAUGCUCUUGAAAAGGUAAGAACCAGCGUGAAGGUUAUCUUUCAUCUUUUGCAAAUUACUGUCAUCCUCUCAGGUGUGCUGACCCUCCUCACAGUUUACUUGCUAUUUGUAAGACCUGACUCACUCAUUCCAAUACCUCCAAAAUAUCUCUUUCCUAUUACAUCCAUAGGCAUUCUUUCGAUCAUUAACGGAUUUAUUGGAUUCAACUGUCUUAACUCAGAGAGGAAGACAAAGGUGUUCCUCUUUGUUCUUACACUUUCAGCGCUUAUGAAUAUCCAGAUCAUAUUAGCCAUAUCAUCCAAUAGAAUACUUGACAAAAGAGUGUUGUGGAUGAACGAACGGUGGAAUGCCCUUUCGGCUGUGCAGAAGGAAUAUGUUCAAAGGAAAUUCCAGUGCUGUGGCCUUGAGACAACAAGCGACAGGUCCACGCCCAGAUGUAAGUUCAAUGUUCCUUGUUCAUCAGUCUUAGAAAGCGUGCUCAGGACUCUUAGGAACACUUCACAGCUAGUUUUGGUUUAUAUGUUUUUUAUUGAAACAUUGAGUUUGUGUACGUUAAGUUUUCUAAAGUUUAUUAAAUAA
Molecule: messenger RNA, 582 nt
Organism: Vittaforma corneae ATCC 50505
Lineage: Eukaryota; Fungi; Microsporidia; Nosematidae
Exons: 1
Coding region: 1-582 (193 amino acids)
Source: RefSeq, a predicted model, not a curated record